AUGCAAAGAGGAUUGGGAGAAGAUGGACCCAAGCUGCGAGAGGAGAAGCAUUUUGAAGAUUUCUAUACAGACCUAGAGAAAGAGACUCUUCUUCCUAUCAUAUCGCCUGAACAAGAGGGGUCAUUACGAUUGCAUGAUGCCUAUAGUAGAGCGAAUGCUUCCGGAGCAAACAGCAGAAGUGUAAAGCAACUAAUUUGCAAUGGGAAAUCAACCUUUGAAACGAUCAAAUUGCAUCGUAAUCUGAACAAAUUUCAGAAAUGUCAGUUUUCAAUCUCUCAGUUGGAUGGAGGGAAACCAUUGCACACAGAGAGGAAGAGUAAAUCAGUUGAUGGAAAAAGAUUAUCAGGACUCAAUAAGCUGAGAAUUCCAUAUUUCACAAAGUUUACGGCUCGAUUAGAAAAUGGCAGUGAUCUUCAUAUACCGGGAAAUCUCGAGCACAUUUCAAAAAACUUGUCAAACCUCUCGUCUGAAUAUGACAUGGAUGAGCAAGAUGACUUGUAUGUCUGCUUUCUGAACAGCAGCUGCUGUGAUUCGAAAUUAAGUCACGAAGUCUUCGAGUUGCUGAUUACGGUGUUGGAAAGGGAAUGGAGUCAUCUUGAGAAACUAAUUCCGCCGAAAUCUAUUUUGGUUGACGACCCCGAGGAAGACCACCGGGCACAAACCACUCGACUUCAUUACCAGUUAUUUGGGGCUGAUGAUGGGACGGAACGUUCAACAGAUCAAACAUGUGCUGUGUGCGGUGGGGGUGAUAGUGAUAAUACCAAUGCAAUAGUUUUCUGCGAUGGGUGCGACAUUGCUGUCCACCAGGAAUGCUAUGGUAUAGUCUUUAUCCCGGAGGGCCAAUGGCUUUGCAGACGUUGCUUAGUCUCAAAGAAUCGCAAAGUGAGCUGUCUUUUUUGUCCAAGUCAUACUGGUGCAUUUAAACAAACGGACACUGGAUCAUGGGCACAUGUUAUAUGCGGUCUGUGGAUUCCAGAACUCUAUUUCGCCAAUCUACAUUAUAUGGAGCCCAUCGAAGGUACCGAAAACAUAAGCAAAUCAAGGUGGAAACUUCUCUGUAGUAUCUGCAAGCAACGUAUGGGUGCUUGUAUACAAUGUACUAACAAGAGCUGUUUCACUGCAUUUCACGUUACUUGUGCUAAGAGAGCUGGUCUCUAUAUGGACUUUGGUGGUGCUUCGAUUAAUGAGGUGGCUUCUAAUCAACUUCACCUUUCAAGCCUAUUAAGUUGUUUUUGUGAUAGACAUUCUCCCGCUGACUGGCCCAAUCCAAAAGAGAGCAUCUUGAAGGUACGACGCUAUUUUAUCGAGUACAAUGACAAUGACAUGGCAGGAAAUUUCAACAUGAACCAACAACCAUCAAAAGCCACUGUUCCGAAAGAUAAAUGGAAAACCAAUCGAGGAACACCGAUUGCCCCACAUUUGUUCGCCGACAUUUUACGUGAGGUCAUCAAGCUAUUUGAUAUACCGAACUCUCAGCAAGUAUCAUACUACAUUUGUCGAUACUGGUCCAUGAAAAAGGAGUUGAAGAGAGGAGCCCCACUGGUGCGGAAAUACGAGUCUAAUUCAUCUAGUCUACUUGACGAAAGCCAACUGCAGGAGAGGGUCGAGGUGACAGAUAUUUUACUGAAUGAUCUUCGCCGUCUCAAAGAGCUAAGUAAUCUAACGAUAAGGCGAACAGCAGUUUUGAACAGACUGAGGGAAACGAACGAUAAGAUCAAGCCAUUGACUGAGUCUCCUGAAAAUUACAUUCUGCGAAACAUGGUAAUUAACAAAUUUGUUGAUUCCGAAGCUUUCAAGAGCCUUGAGUGUGAAAUUUCGGACAAAAUCAUUCUCUCGCAACUUCAAAGCUGCAAAGAAUUUACCAUCAGCCCCCAGAAUAGUAAUGUAUCAUUUGAAGCUGAAGUUAACUCUGCCCUUUUCCCUCUGGAAAUGGCAUCCUCUACACCUAGAGCGGUUCAAAAUAACAUCAGGAAGGCACGUCUUCUACUGGCUAAUUUAAUGCGACAAUACGAGAAUUCGAAUGUGAGUGAUCGUCUUCAAAACGAUUUUAUAAUUGAAAAUAACAAAGUAGAAGUCAAGCGGCGCAGGGCACUGAUUUUGAUGGAGCAAGAAGGUUUGAGUGACGUUGAGGACCUAGGUCCGAAAGAGAGAAAGACUCUUAAUAUGGUACUUUAG
Torulaspora delbrueckii is the source of this 2175-nucleotide messenger RNA. RefSeq names its product Nto1p (gene NTO1). The transcript has a single exon. The coding region runs from base 1 to 2175 and encodes 724 amino acids. NCBI's taxonomy places the organism in Eukaryota, Fungi, Ascomycota, Saccharomycetes, Saccharomycetales, Saccharomycetaceae. Gene Ontology annotation, biological process: regulation of transcription by RNA polymerase II. The record is from RefSeq and is a predicted model, not a curated record.